CCAGCGUCCAGGGGAGACGGUAGUGACGCGUCCAAACAAACACGUCUCCCCAAUGGACCCGCGUCGCGCAUCUCGUUGCGGAGCAUCUGCGCCGUUUCGCCCCGCUCUCUCUCGCGCGUCGCGGCCUCCACCUGCUGCAAGCCCGGCUCCGAUCGGGCCUUCCACUAUAUCAAAUCGCGACAUGCGUCGUCCACUGUGCCAAAUAGUCGCAUUCGCUGCUCGCGUGGACUGUGCAUCAUCACCGCCUUUCCUGCCGCCACUGCCCACAAGACAUCCCAUCCGCGCGCAACCCGGCGAUUAGUAUUUCGCUAUCCCUACCCCGCCAUUAUCUGGCAACCGACCACACAACCUAGCAAGCUGUGUCAAUUGCCAGCGCGUUGAAGGAGGAUAGGCGUUUCGGUGUAGAGCGGUUGAAAUGUUUCCCAUGUCGCACGGCGGAGGGUGGUAUGCCGCGUCAGUGGAUUCCCUCGGGGAAAGCCUUGCAGCAAACGACGUCGAUGGCGCUCGUCCGCCGCGACUCCGCCAAUCAACGACCGCAAACCCGCAGAUCCGGCGGGCCCCUGGCAGUGCGGGCGUCAGGAGAGCGGCGAUUGCGGCGCGCCCGCGGCAGUACUUGGCGCGAUGGACCCCCGAGGAGGACGCGGCGCUGCUGGAGCACGUGAUGGCGCACGGCACGGCGGAGUGGGGGCAGCUCAGGGCGAGCGGACGACUGCCGCUGCGCGACAACAAGGCGUGCUGCAACCGCUUCCUGCUGCUCAAAAGGAAGUUUCUCGAGCACGAGCAGCAGCCGCAGCAGCCACAGCAGGAGUUCCGCUUCUGCCUCCGCCCACAGCAGCCUCAGCCCCCCGGUGCUCUCCCCUUCUGCCUGCAACCACCGCCUGGCCCCGCGCUGCGCGUGACCACUCCCCCCCUGGUUGCAAGCAAGCCCCGAUACGGCGAGCAGCAAGGGGUCAUUGGGUCGACUCACGCGGCGCCAGAGAGCCACCUGCUGACGUGUGACUUGCGGUGGUCGGCACAGCAGUGCCGCCCGCAUGUGCUGCCGCAGUCAGGUGCGCGGCGUGCAGGGGGGAAGGAUGGAUGGCUGGGGGGGAAAUGGAAGCACGAGGGUGGUGCAUCAUGGGGUGCAAUGGUGAACCCGCGGCUGCAGGGCCCAGAUAUGCAUGGUGAGGCCGCGGGACUCCAAGGUUGGAAUGAUAGCAAGCGUGUCAAGACUGUUGAGGUUGAAGAUAAUGCGGUGCUACUGCAGAAAGAAUGGCACGUGGUGAAGACGCAACGGCAGCAACAGCAGCGGCAGCAGCAGCAGCAGCAGCAGCAGCAUCAGGAGAAUCAUCGGGCGCAUGUGAGAAGCUGCAACGAGCAGAUGGUGGAGUCAAGCACAGGCACCUUCUCUGCUCCUUCCUCGUGCUCUGAUGCACCGAGCCCACCCUUGGCCACCGCGGCAGUCACCUCCGCCUUGCAUCCCCCGCCGCCUGACCUGCUGCGCGCAGCAGCAGCUGCCCCUCUCUCUUGCCCUCCCAACCUGCCCCCUCCACCUCUCCCUGCGAAUGCUGCCACUGCCGCCCAGCUUGCCGCCCGCACUGUCCCCCCGUGUACCGCCCAGCACUACGUCCCGGUCACUCCAUCUCCCCCCUCUCCACUAACUAUCCCUCUGGAGACCCUGCCUCCCCUCCCUCCCCUGUCUCCUCUACCACCUCUGCCUCUCCUUCCUCACUUCCCCCUUUCUCCUGGCAACGAGCUGCCUGCUAUGACGGCCCCUUUCCCAAUCUCCCACAGCACCACUGCGGAUCCUCUUCCUUCGGCUCCACCUGCCUCGCCUCCUGUUGCUCCCCUUCCUCCCCCUUCUCCACCUGCUCCUCCUCUUGCCGCUGCUGCUCCCUCCGUGUGUGUGAGGGCAGGGGCAUGGGAGGGGCAGCAGCAGGCGGAUUUGGACAGGUGGAUUCUGGAGCAAGUGGGGCUGCUGGGAGGCGGGGAGGGGGGGGGGGUGAGGCUCUCGUGGCAGGAGGGCGUGGGGACGCAGUGGUGAGGUGGGGGGGCGACAAGCAGGCAUGUGGCUGCGAUCGAUGAGUGCAAGGAUGGGUGAACAAUGGGAGGGCGAGCGCUAUGGUGGGAAGAGGCUCAAGCUAGUGGUGCAGCAGGUGCAAUGAGGCCAGCAGGGUGGACGAGGUUGAUAAGCGUGCACUGUGAUGAUGCCGUGUUGCACUGUGUCCCAGCAGCGCCCACCUGCGUUGCUGCGUGCUGCGUGUGGCGGCAUGCAAGAGAUGGUGCCUCACGCUGCCCACGUAUCACUUGGGCUGGUUGAUCCAUCUCACAACGCACCAAACCAGCUCUUUGCCUGAGAUGGGCUGGCGUCUGACAUGGGCGUCUGACAUGGAUCAGCCAAACCCAUCCUGCCCACAUGUCACUAGGGCUGGUUCAUCCAUCUUUGAUCUCCCAAGGCAAAUUAUAAUACAGAUAUUGCGUGUGUCUGGGUACCGCUGCUACACCAGCUGUGCCUCCCCUCCAGCAAAACACGCAUUUGCCCGACAGUCUUGUAGGUGUCAAGAUGUUGCAUAUGUAUAUAUGGUCUCAUUCUCAUGUUUAGUAAUAUUAUU
Messenger RNA from Closterium sp. NIES-67, 2591 nucleotides. The record is from the annotation of a GenBank genome assembly. Lineage: Eukaryota; Viridiplantae; Streptophyta; Zygnematophyceae; Desmidiales; Closteriaceae.